This is a messenger RNA of Sesamum indicum (sesame), 1078 nucleotides long. RefSeq names its product 2-phytyl-1,4-beta-naphthoquinone methyltransferase, chloroplastic. The record is from RefSeq and is a predicted model, not a curated record. Gene Ontology annotation, biological process: phylloquinone biosynthetic process. Gene Ontology annotation, molecular function: 2-phytyl-1,4-naphthoquinone methyltransferase activity. NCBI's taxonomy places the organism in Eukaryota, Viridiplantae, Streptophyta, Magnoliopsida, Lamiales, Pedaliaceae.
UCAGGCAGAUCUCAUCUAAGCCUGGCAGCUUGCAACUGAUAUUUUCAUAAAACAACUACAAAUAUAUAUUAACCCAAACUAUGUUUUCUUGAAACUUUGUGAAACGAAUCUUGGAGCUUUCGCAGAGACUGGAAACCCUGAAUGGCUACAUCUCGACGUCGACCGGAAUCAGAGGCCGCAACCCAUGAGGGUGCAGCUGAGCGGCAGGAGCUUUUUAACCGUAUUGCUCCUGUCUAUGAUAAAUUGAAUGAUGUGUUUAGCCUGGGAAUGCAUAGAUUAUGGAAGAGAUGGUCUAUAUCUUGGAGCGGGGCAAAAGAAGGAGACAAGGUGUUGGAUGUGUGCUGUGGAAGUGGGGAUUUGAGUUUUCUGUUGUCUCAGAAAGUUGGAGUCAAUGGCAAGGUUAUUGCUCUAGAUUUCUCCAAGGAGCAAUUACAGGUAGCUGCAUCUCGUCAGCGAGAGCGCUCAAAGUCAAAUCCCUGCUACAAGAACAUUGAGUGGUUCCAAGGAGAUGCGGUCGAUUUGCCAUUCCCUGACUCGACUUUUGAUGCUGCUACAAUUGGCUAUGGGUUGAGAAAUGUCAUUGACAGGAAAAAAGCUCUGGUGCAGAUGCAUCGAGUACUUAAACCGGGUGCAAAACUAUCUGUUCUUGACUUCAACAAGAGCACUAGUCAGUUAAUCUCUACUAUUCAGGAUUGGGCGCUUGAUCAUAUAGUGGUUCCUGUGGCAAGUUGGUAUGGACUUACAAGCGAGUACCGAUACCUGAAGAGCUCAAUCAAGGGAUAUCUGACAGGAGCUGAGUUGGAGAAGCUAGCUUUAGAAGUGGGGUUUUCUGAAGCCAAGCAUUAUGAAAUUGCUGGAGGAUUAAUGGGAAACUUUGUCGCCAAACGCUAGAAAGGUUUCUUUCCGGAGCACCGGCUUCCGCCCAAGGCUUUGUCCUGGCUUUAUGCAAUUUCUGAAGGCUCGUUCAUGUUGUUGUUGUUAUAGUUCUGGUAGUUGCGCUCAUCAGAGGGCUUAUUCUGACACAAUCAACUUCAAUUUCUCUCUUAUACCUAAUGAAAUAACACAUGAAGUUGCAGAA